Messenger RNA from Macrobrachium nipponense, 9662 nucleotides. RefSeq names its product homeotic protein spalt-major-like. The coding region runs from base 1581 to 6101 and encodes 1506 amino acids. Gene Ontology annotation, molecular function: DNA-binding transcription factor activity, RNA polymerase II-specific; RNA polymerase II cis-regulatory region sequence-specific DNA binding. The record is from RefSeq and is a predicted model, not a curated record. Gene Ontology annotation, cellular component: nucleus. Gene Ontology annotation, biological process: regulation of transcription by RNA polymerase II. Lineage: Eukaryota; Metazoa; Arthropoda; Malacostraca; Decapoda; Palaemonidae. The transcript is spliced from 6 exons.
ACCCGCGUGAGAGCACCGGAUGCGGGAGGCCGAAACUUCUUCCCUCCGUCGGCGUCUCCGAUUCUUUAGCUAAGGAUAGCAAAAGGGUGACCUCCGUGACGCGCUUAGCUUAGCAAGAAGAGGCGACGGACGGUGGCUGGCGCGACUUUCUCUCAAGUCGAAUUCGAGGAUCCCUGAUGCAAUAACGACGCUCUCGCAGUCAGUCAUCUCGCAAGAGGAACCGGGAUGACACUUCUUGAAAGCGGUGUUGCUUCGGUUGUCUUGGCAGGAACCUCUCGAGAAGGGCACUUCCGCAAUCCUUUUCGUUCCUUCCUCCUUUCCCCAUAGACAGUUCUGGACGAAAGGACGUGCACAGGUGUAUGGCUACAGGUGCAGUGAGAAGUUGGGUGUACACAGGUGCGGGUCGCGUGUACUCGUGUGACUGUAUGUGUUGGUGUGAUACCUUUAGCGCCAUUUGAGUGACUGGUGACAGGGAGUUGUCGCCGCUAGGCUGUGUGGCCGCGCAGGUCCGUAGACGAUCUCCUGUAACUCCGCCCCCUUUGCACCGCCCAGUCUUUCAGGAGCCCGGCCCAUCAGUCCCUACAUCUGGAAGGCGGAGUUACUCGUGAAUUUUUCUAGCAGUUUUCAAGCAACGCGUCAGUGUCUUUGCCUCCGUAGGAAAGUUCCUUGUCAUAUUCCCAUGACCGAACGUCCUCAUAUACCGGAUUUUCAUGUAUUUCUCUAAAAAGUUCAACGUUGAUGAUCGCCUCUGUGAAACUUCGCCCCGCCCACUAAAUUUAUCCACGCCCACCGUGUAGCGAGUCUCCUCCCCUUCGGCGGCGUGAGCACGUCGCGGCGGGUGGCGGUGCUGAUCGGGUCCCCGGGGCGACCAGAGCUGUGGGAACCCCGGCUACGUACGGAGGUGUCGCUCCCGAGAACUCGCGUUCCGUUCCCCACCAAAUGCCGCGACGACCAUACGUCUCCUCCGCGGCGUCAAUAUACUCGCAACAAGCCCCAAGGACAUGUGGCGGCUCCGGUGCCAGCUGUGACAACUUGCUAUUACGCUAAGUGGUGACCCCGACUCGUUUGUGUUGAUAUAUCUUGUGACUUGAAUGUGUGUUUGUGUGGCAGACUUGUAGUAGUGAUUAUUGUCGCUGCGGGGUCCCUCAGUCAUCUUCGUCCACGCUCCGACGACGUCCGCCUCCGCCAAAACUGUUGUCAUCUUUCGAAAACGUCGUGUGUUGAUCUGCCCCUCAAGUGCUUUCCUGUGAGAGGAAGAAGUGAUUACGGUGCUCCCUCUUUCGACCUCUUUCUGUCUCUCCUCCUCCUCCUCUUCCUCCUCCUCCUCCUUACCCCUGUUUUUCCACUCAACGUGACUCGUUCAGUGCCAAAUAUUAUUCUUAAUUGCGAGAGAGAGAGAAAGAGAGAUAGGUCACAAGGAGCCUUGUGCAGGACAACAUAGAAAGUGCCAAGGAUGUUGAUCAUCAUCAUGACGAAGAUGAUGGUGAUCGUUGCUUCGUCGUUGUGCCUCUCGAUGAGAGGUUGAGUGUACUACCUCCUCCUCCUCCUCCUCCUCUCUCUUGAUUCUCUCUUGUUGGACGAUGCCAAGUACUGAGGGCGAGGUGACGACAGCUCAAGCGGCAGAGGUGGUAGAGCAGGUGGACACGACGGCCACGAAGCUGGAGACGGCGAGGAUGGCCCAGGUGGUGCCCGAAGUGGUCAUUGGACGAUCGCCCGCCCGCAUCAAUCCCAAAAGGAAGCCUGACAAAUCGAAAAUAUUCAGAAUCAGGACAAGUAAGUUCCGUGAUGCUGAUGAACUCCACAUUUGCCCGUACUGCCGAGCAGAGCUGAGUUCUCGUGAGCAACUUGAGGAACACAGAGUGACAUGUGGUCGUGAACCUCCAGUGUUACCUGUGUCAGAUAACCCUCGACCUCAGUUUCAAGAUAAUGAUCACCCAGAUGAGCUACGCCGGCAUCAGGAUGUGGCCAAUAAUAACCAAGCACACAUCCUGAAGAACAGAUCUACGAGUGAAACUACAUCAAACUCCAGAGAAUCAUCUGUAGACAGAAAUAAUGGCUAUGACAGUGAUAGUAAUAAUCCGCUAGAGGGUGGAGCUUUAGCCCACAUUAGAAAUCUCCUGGCUCAAUCUCAGUCCUCAAACACUCCUAGCACCCCAACUGUGGGUCCUAUUGCACAACAGAUUGCACAAUCUAAUUUGACACUGGAAGCUAUACAGAAUACCAGAAUGGCUAUUGCUCAGUUUGCAACAUCUGCAAUGAACUCUCCUACUGCUAAUAAUCCCCAUGCAAUGCAAGAGUUUGCUGUACUGCAAGGUACUCUCUUUUCUUUGCAGCAACAGCAGAUGAUGCAACUACAAUUGAUCCAACAGCUGCAAGCACAGCUUUCUAUUAAAAAGGAUGACAGCCCUACAACACCAAAUCAGCUUGAAGAUUCAUCUAAGGGUCCAAGAGAUGUUCAAGAAAGUCGUGAGACUUCAUCACCACCCACUCCAGCCUCAAAACCAGCAGCUCCACCUACUAGUGAGGCUAGUCAAGGUGUUAGUAGUUCAUUUAUAAAUACUCUCAUGGAACGGUUCAAGGUUCCAUCAAUGAGCAAUGAUGGGAACAAUGAACGGCCACGCCCAAGCUCUCCUCUUUGUUCUCCAAGCACAAGUGGUCCUUCAGUGGACCCAAGAGACCGCCCACUCUCACCACCUAUGACAGCCUCCAGUAUUGCAUCUUCAGUCAUUCAACAUACUGAGCCUCCUCCACCAGAUGAACCAAAUACUCUAGAAAUGUUACAACGUACUGCAAAUAAUGUGUUGAAUAAUGCAUCCCAAGGAUUGCUAACAAGUCGUCUUAUUGAUGACCACAAGCCACAAGAUGGAAAAGACCCUUACUACAAGCAUCGCUGUAGAUACUGUGGUAAGGUCUUUGGUAGUGAUUCAGCCUUGCAGAUUCAUAUCAGAUCUCACACUGGUGAGCGACCCUUCAAAUGUAAUAUUUGUGGCAACAGAUUUACUACCAAGGGUAACCUCAAAGUUCACUUCCAGCGACACACAAGCCGUUUCCCUCAUGUAAAAAUGAAUCCACACCCUGUUCCAGAACACCUAGAUAAACUGUACCCUCCUCUCUUAGCUCAGUUAGGAGAGUUGAAAGACUAUCCUCCACCCCCUACUGGACCUCCAAAUCCAUUUACUUCCCUUGGCGGUGGCCCUUCCAUCCCACCUUACCGGCUACCAGGGCCACCUCCAUCCUCAGAUCUCCAUAGACCAUUCAACCUUCUAAAUAUUGUUAGGCAAAGUAGAGAAGAACCAGAAAAUCUUAGUAUUGCAGAUCCUCGUUCGUCACCUGAACCCAGCGAGAGAGAUUUUGUUCUUGGAAGACUGGAUUCAAGCAGAAUGGACAUUGAUGAAUCCUCACGUCACUCAAAGUUUGAUGGGCAAAUGGAAACUAAUGAGAGUACAGAACCAGGCUCUGUGGAAAUGGCAGAGGAUAGGGAUGAACCUUUUGAUGACAAAAGUCUAAGCCAAGAAAAGAGAUUUGAUGAUGAUGAAGAUGAUGAUAAAUUGUUAGAUGAAAAUAAAACACUGAAGGAAGAAAAAGGAUUUGAAGACGAAAAAAUUGAUGAUGAUGAAAGAAGAGAAAGUAGUGAAGAAAAAUCAGAGGAAAAACAAUUUAAAAAUGAAAAAACUUACAAUGAGGAAAAGAGUAUGGAGGGAGAAAAUGAAGAAGACAGGUUCGAGGCAGGUUUGCCAUUUAAAACAGAAACUAUGCGAGAAGAAUCAGAAGAAAGAUUCAUGGAUUCCCAGGAAAUGAGAGAUUUAAUGGAUAGAAAGAGUUCUGAGGGAGAAACUAGCUCUGAUCAAACACCGAUUGAUAUUAGAGUAAGAACAGAAAAAGAAUUAAAAGAAGCUGGUGAAGGUAACAACACAAAUACUAAAGAUGAUCAUGAUAUGGAUAGCAAUGAUUCUCGUUCUGCCCCAUCAGAGCAACCAACAGACCUCAGGAUGAGACCCGAUUUUCGUCCAUUAGGGAUGCCAACUAUACCUAUCCCUGGACCAAGACUUCCUUUGAAUUUUCCUUUUCUUCCUGGAAUUCCUACCUCAUUCCCAGGACCUAUGGGUCCUCCUCCAAAUAUUCCUCCGGGCAUAGACCCUGCCAAAGAUCCAUCAAUUUACACAAAUCUAUUGCCUAAACCAGGUAGUAAUGAUAACUCUUGGGAGGCACUCAUUGAAAUUCAAAAAACAAGUGAAACAAUGAAAUUAGAACAGUUAGUCAAUAACAUUGAAAAUAAGUUAACUGAUCCUAAUCAGUGUAUUAUAUGUCACAGAGUACUUUCUUGUAAAUCUGCUUUGCAAAUGCAUUAUCGGACACACACAGGGGAACGACCAUUUAAGUGUAAAAUAUGUGGGAGAGCAUUCACAACCAAAGGAAACCUAAAGACGCACAUGGGAGUGCAUCGUGCCAAACCACCAAUGAGAAUGCUACAUCAGUGUCCCGUUUGCCAUAAAAAGUAUACAAAUGCUCUUGUUUUACAACAACAUAUCAGACAACAUACAGGAGAACCAACUGAUCUUAGUCCAGAACAGAUAGCAGCUGCUGAAGUACGCGAUUUCCCACAUCUUCCCACACCUACUUCACUGCCACAAAUGCUGCCAUCUGGUUUCCCAUUACCACCACCUCCAAUACAAGGAUUUCCUCCUUUACCUCUGCACCUGAGGUAUCAAUUGUCACCUGAAGCAUUCAGACAUAGAGAGUUGAUUGAAAGUGAAGACAGGAAUGCUGAUGAAGAUAAAUACUUGCGCCCUUUUAGUACCUCUUCAAGAUCCUCUUCAACUGGCAGUGCUGAGCAACGAACAGCAGAGGAUUUAACUGUAAGGUCCCGUGAAGAUGGUUUUAAUGGCAUGACCUCACCAAGAGUCUCUGUAUCACCUACACCUUCAGACUAUUCUGACCUUGGUGACCGCUCUCAUGAAGCCCAUGGAGACAACCAAGUGUCACCCUCAGGUCAUCAAGUCAGUGGUUCUGUCAGCCCAGCUAUAAGCACUGGGAGUCAAGAAGGCCUUGGAUCUUUACCACUGGAUUUAGCACCACGUCCAAAUGCACCCUUUUUCUCUCCUUUCGGUCUGUUCCCACCUCCCCUUACAACUGCUGCUUUGACGCCUGGGACUCACACUAUGCCAGGCCUCAAUCCUAUGUACCUACCAAGUAUACCAGGUCGCGGGAACACCACAUGUCAGCUUUGCUUCAAAACCUUUGCUUGUCAGUCUGCUUUGGAAAUUCACAUCCGUUCUCAUACAAAGGAAAGGCCUUUCAAGUGCUCCAUUUGUGACCGUGGGUUUUCCACUAAGGGGAAUAUGAAGCAACAUAUGCUGACCCACAAAAUUCGGGACGGUUGCAGAGAUACUCCAAUGGAUCCGGGUUUCAAGCACAAUGGCAUGGGCAAUCCAGACACUUCCUCUGCCUCUCCACUUCCCCCCACCCUUACUUCUCCUUCAAGCCAUACUACUCCACUUCCUUCUUCCCUUCCUUCACCUCUGCCAUCAUCUUUGGCAUCCCCUUUGGCCGCCUCUCAUGCGUCUCCCAUCCAUCCCCUUCUCCCUUCUCCACUCCCGAGAUCCCUUGCUUCUCCUAUGCCUCCAUCAUUAACUUCUCCACAUACAAGACCAAUGACUUCACCCCUGCCCUCUUCAUUAACUUCUCUUCCUUCAUCCAUGGCAUCACCUCUCCCUCCAUCACUCGUCUCAUCGCUACCAUCAUCCUUAGCUUCACCUCUCCCUUCCUCGCUAUCUUCAACCCUUCCUGUAUCCUUGUCUUCAACUAUAUCUUCGUCGAUACAUUGUUCCUUGCCGCCAUCAUUUCCUCCUGCUGCACUAGCUGCAGUUCUUCUGCAACAGGCUCGGGAAGAAGACAAGCUUUUAGAUUCACGGCUCAAAAGAGAGCGAGAAGGAGAAAAUGUCUUACCUGUACCUAAGAGAGCAUCAGGUCUGGGUGGGGAAGGUGAAUUAUUAGAAGGUGGAGAAGGUUCAUCUCCUGGAGGGGGUGAUCAGCAGUUAACCCCAGACCCAGCUUCCUGCCCUUCACCAGCCCCAGAAGUCACAGCCCUCCCUCGUACGUGAUCCAUGCCCAGGCUGUACAGCAGAGGUGGAUCGGCAGUUGAGGAUCGUUUGCCUCCCUCUAGCGCCCUCGAACUAUUAAGGAAUAAACUUCAUCAAUUGCCACCACCUUCCCUUUACAAGCCUGGAACUCUCCUGUAGAUAAUCAGCAGGAGAUGAAUUAAAUUUAUGUGAAAAAUAACUCGGUUAAAAUUCUAAAUACCAAAGUGACUAAUGUUAGACUUGAAAAGCCAGUCAUGUUGUGAAGUACUGAAUGAACUCGUGAGAAAAUGAGAUAUUCAGCAACAAGUUUUGGUGUUGACUGACAAAGAAUCAGGAAUAACCAAAGGUGAAUCAGUGAAGAAGGAUUAUCCUAAUACACUGCUGUCAAUAUGUUACAGAUUUUUAAUAAAUUUUUCAUUUUAUAUUGUUCCGUGACUGUUGUUAGUUUUAUUGUCCAAGUUGUAGAAGUGGACAAAAACUAUCAUGGGAGAUAUUCAAAGACGAAUUAGUGUGUUUUGAAAAGAACAUGUUUUGAACUCUGUUGAGAAUCCCUAUUUCGUCCUGGGAAAGUACAGCUCUAUUUCUUAAGGAAAAACCCUAUACCUAGGAGCACCACUGCAUCAAUAUUGCUUUGAAGAGCAAGGCAGAUAGAUUGAACAUUUAAUAAAAUGAACUGCCAAUCUGUGCACUUGUUGAUAAUGUUUGUCAAAUAUGUACAGGAAAAGAAUUGUCUUAUGUUUUCAUUUUAUAAAAGAUCUCAUUUCCAUGCUGUUACAGACUCACCAUAGCUUAACUUCUUUGUUAAUUUAUGAUUAUGUAAAAAGUACAUUUCUUGGAUGUCCUUAGUAAAUUAUAAUAAAACGAAUUUUUAAGGCAAGAGAUGUAAGCCCAGUACACGUGACAUUUUGUACCAACCCCCUGUAUAUCCACCGUAGUUCCUCGCCAGUCUAGUCUUACAGUUUGGUGUGGUUGAUCCAAACUUCGUAUUAUCCAAGAACCUCAAUUUUGGAUAAUAGGGAACAAGAAAGAACCUCAAACUCAAGUUAUACCUCAAAUAACCUUUCCAAGCUUUUCUUUUCUUUUAUUGCAUUGCAAUUAAAAAGCAAUCAUGGGGAUGGAUAAUAGUAGUUGGGAUCAAGCACAUUCAACAGUGCUGGGUAUGGAAAUGUCACAAUUCUUUUAUACAGUGCUGCUCUGAGGUGGCGCUACUAAGGUGUUGAAAUAACUGCGAGUGCUUAUAUUCUAGUAAGCUGAUCAACGCAGGAGAACUUAGAAAGUGAUAGCCUAGAAUAAUUUUAAAAACUCAUCUACUUAAAUCAGUAAUUGAUAUUUAGGAAUCUCUUUGCUUUGUGAUGUAUUGCAAUAUGAUGGGAAUGGGCAUUUAGGCAAACUUAAGAUGUUCUCUGUGAUACUGUAGUCAAAUUGUUUAAACUGGGCUAGAUUUCCGUUACCAUUCAGAUCACAUCAUCAUAUGAAUUAGAUUGGCCUAGGAGUGGGUGGGCCACAUCUGAAUUUUUAAAGAUUAGUGUGCUCACCAGUCAGUCACUGGUACAUUUACACACAACCAUACUUUUCUGAACUGGCUAGUCACAUAAUGGAUAUGCACAUACAUGGACAAGUAUAUAGUACAUAUACAUAUAUUCAGCCCCACAAAUUUUAACCAUUGUUUUCAAUGCCUUGAGAUGGGAUGAACUAUAUGCUGUACUGUAUAUAUGAACAUUAUAUAUAUGCAUAUAUAUAAAAUUACCAGCACAGUACUAUAUAUAUUGUACAUGAAUAAUGCAAGUCCUGACCUCCAAUUUUGGUGGACAGCUUGUAUUUCUGAUGCAUUUCCACUUAGUCAGGAACAUUUAAACAAUCUUAUACCUGUACAUUGGAAUGUUUCAUCCUCUUUGAAGACCCUCCUUUUGGAUGUGUGUGUGUAUUUGCAGGUGAUCAUUCAAAUAUCAUAUAUCACAACAACAUAAUGGAUAUUCAGGUUUGCCUCAUGACAUAUCUCUGGCUAGUGUGUCUGGAGCUUGAUAUGUAUAUUAUGCUGGCGUCGUCGCUCCCGACACACUUGGCCUCCUCCUCUUCCUUGCUCCUCCUCCCACUAAAAGGUCUCAUCCCAUUCUGCCUCCUGUGGGCCCUUAAAAGUUAGUACUGGUUAACAUAUAUGCCAUAUGUAGGGCCCUAUCCUGUGUCCUAACCUGACUCACAGUGGGCCCUCAGGACACACGAACAUGGAAAAUGAUGAAGAUGUAUGUCCGUCAUGACGAAUCUCCCAGCUGUCUACUUAGUGUUUAAAGAAGCUGGUGGUGCACGGGUGAGAAAAGCUCAUCAGUGAAGAUAUUAACAUAAAGAAAUUUCAUAACAAAUAACUCUUGCCAUCACACUGCAUUGCAGCAAUCCAACGUAAGUGGUAGAACAACUCAACUUACCUCAGUAGCUCUUUGCAUCCCCCGAGCUGCACCACCAGUUGAGUCUUGCUUCUUACCCUCGCACAGAAUAAAAGGAGUUUCAGUCCUGAUUUUGUACAAUUUAAAUGGAUAUAAAACUUAGUUUUCUUGGCUUUUCUAUGAAAUAAAUGUAUGUAGUGUCAUUGUAAAAAAAUGUUUAGAUGAAAUGCUAAUAUGAUAUCAGAUAUCAAAUAGUAGAAGAAAUUUCACACUUUCACAUAUGGAGAAAACAUUUUUGUAUAGCUUUAGAGCACAAGCAUGCAUGUACGCUAAAUAUUUAUCAUAUCAGAUUUUACUUAUGUGUGUAUGAAUGGAAUAGAGGCUGUCAGAGGGUUCAAGGGGAUCAGGUUAAGGCUAGUUUUAAGGAGUAGCUGUAAUUAUAGACGGCUUUAAAAGAUAUCCUUCCAAUAUUUUUGAGUUAACCUCCUCGCAAGAUCCCUUCAAUUUACGAAGGCAACUCUUGCGACUGAGCUCCGGCACAAGACCCCAUCCCAAAAAAACAUAGCUCUGUUGCCCUAAUUCUUAGUAUCCUGUUUUUUUUUAUUAUCACAUCCAUCUUCCAGUGUGCGGGCUAGUGACGCCCCUUGGGUGUAUGUCUGUGAUACGGCUGAACUAGCCACACAAAGGUGAAGUCAUUCCAGUUGUCGCGCUCAGUGAUCCCAGCUUCUUGCCACACUUCCUUCAAAUUCCUAUUGAGUUGACCCUUCCUUUGACAAGGAGAGAGGACGGUAACUUAAUUCUUGGCUCGUCCUACAUCCUUAUAUUCUGAAUCGCUCUCUCUCUCUCUCCUGUCUCCCUCUCUUUCUCUCUCCAUACGUAUCUGUUGAGUUGUGAUGCGUCGGUCAUCUAGCCUGGUUAUUCCUUCUCCACCUUUCCUGUGUUAAUUAGUACUGGACCUUGUAGAAUGAUAAUGUUAUUUUGAUAUUUGUGUGCGCACCUGACUCGCUAUAAUGGCACGUCUCCACCCAGGAAUACAGGAGAAGCUAUUUUUGUACUAUUCUACGAUAGCAGUUCCUGAGCGAAGACUUGCCCUCGCCACCUCCCCUACUUAAAAGUGACACGGAGUGUGUGACGGCCCCCCCUAGUUGUAAAAGCCAGUUUGUCAGCAGCAGCAUCCUUCUUAAUUAAAAACAGUACCAUUGUA